GUUAAACCAUUCAGCGGCGUCAAACGACUUAAAGCAUAUGGUCAUAUGGGUAAAGCUCUAACGUUUACAACCAUAAUUUAUGGUGCUUUUGUGGCUGGUCUUGAUGCAGGAUUAAUCUAUAAUUCAUGGCCAAAAAUGGCUGAUAAGUGGAUUCCUGAUGAUUUAAUUGUAUCUCGAUAUGGUUCUACUGUGAGGAACUUUUUGGACAAUCCAACUACAGUUCAAUUUACUCAUCGAAUGCUAGCUUAUACAACAGUUUUAACCACAGGUUUAUUAUGGGCAAAUGUCAUGCGUUUAGGUGUAGCAUGUACAGGACCACGUAUUAGGAAUGCUGCACACUUGGUUUUUGGUGCUGUGUUAGGACAAUCAUUACUUGGCAUAACAACUUUAUUAUGUUAUGUACCAGCUUCAUUGGGAUCAUUGCAUCAAUGCGGUGGUGUUGUUUUACUUUCAUCCUUACUCUGGUUUACGCAUUGUUUACGUGCUGUUCCAAAAUAAAAAGUUGCUAACACUUUUUUUAUAUAAAAUAAUUGCAACUUUUUUUCACCAUCUCGUUCAUUUUCUGGAUGUUCCAUUAUAAUCAUUGUUAAUAUAAUCUUGAUAAAUAUAAUGCACAAAGUAUUCAAAUUGCUUCAGAAUAUGUUAACUAAAAAAACUAAUUAUAUUCACUUCCAAGCAUCUUUUUAGAGGAACUAAGGGAUUAAUCUUAUGAUUAAAAUGCAGGAUUUUGACAUCUGUAAAAUACUACCUUUUUAAUGGG
Schistosoma bovis is the source of this 760-nucleotide messenger RNA. The record is from the annotation of a GenBank genome assembly. Lineage: Eukaryota; Metazoa; Platyhelminthes; Trematoda; Strigeidida; Schistosomatidae.